This is a messenger RNA of Castor canadensis (American beaver), 3812 nucleotides long. RefSeq names its product semaphorin 3C (gene Sema3c). Gene Ontology annotation, biological process: negative chemotaxis; positive regulation of cell migration; semaphorin-plexin signaling pathway. Gene Ontology annotation, cellular component: plasma membrane. NCBI's taxonomy places the organism in Eukaryota, Metazoa, Chordata, Mammalia, Rodentia, Castoridae. Gene Ontology annotation, molecular function: semaphorin receptor binding; chemorepellent activity. The record is from RefSeq and is a predicted model, not a curated record.
GCUGGGCGGUGCGCCCGGGCUGCCCCAGCCGCGCGCCGCGUCGCUGUAACCGGACACCCGAGCGCUCGCCCCCCGCGCCGGCCACUUGCCAUUCACUGCGAGGUGCUGGAUCGCGCGACGCGGAGACCGGCUCCGGGUGCCGCGGCACUGCAGCGUGAGGAUUCCUUUACAAAGAAACUCCAGGACCCGGAGGGAGGAAAGCUUUUCCCCACACGCUGGCUCGGACUCACUGGAAAUUAAGCUUUUCUGGGAAAAGGACUAGAGGAGAUUGGUGGAUCCAACCCGGUAGCAAAUUGAUGACUUUGCGGCUCUGAUUGCUUCCAACCUCGGUAUUUUCUCUGGUGUAUUACCCUUCAAAUCUGAAGAAUGGCAUUCCGAGCAACAUGCAUGUUGGUUGGAGUAUUUAUUUGUACUAUCUGUGUAAAAGGAUCUUCCCAGCCCCAAGCAAGAGUUUAUUUAACAUUUGAUGAGCUUCGAGAAACCAAGACCUCUGAAUACUUCAGCCUAUCCCACCACCCUUUAGACUACAGGAUAUUACUAAUGGAUGAAGAUCAGGACCGGAUAUAUGUGGGCAGCAAAGAUCACAUUUUGUCCUUAAAUAUCAAUAAUAUAAGUCAAGAGCCUUUGAGUGUUUUCUGGCCAGCAUCUACAAUCAAAGUUGAAGAAUGCAAAAUGGCUGGCAAAGAUCCUACACAUGGCUGUGGGAAUUUUGUCCGUGUGAUUCAGACCUUCAACCGCACUCACCUGUAUGUCUGUGGGAGUGGUGCUUUCAGCCCAGUCUGUACUUACCUGAACAGAGGAAGGAGAUCAGAGGACCAAGUUUUUAUGAUUGACUCCAAGUGUGAAUCUGGAAAAGGACGAUGCUCUUUCAACCCCAAUGUGAACACAGUGUCUGUUAUGAUCAACGAGGAACUUUUCUCAGGGAUGUAUAUAGAUUUCAUGGGAACGGACGCUGCUAUUUUUCGAAGUUUAACCAAGAGGAAUGCAGUCAGAACUGAUCAACACAAUUCCAAAUGGCUAAGUGAACCUAUGUUUGUGGACGCACAUGUCAUCCCAGAUGGCACCGACCCAAAUGAUGCUAAAGUGUACUUCUUCUUCAAGGAAAAACUAACUGACAAUAACAGGAGCACAAAACAGAUUCAUUCCAUGAUUGCUAGAAUAUGUCCUAAUGACACUGGAGGACUUCGUAGCCUUGUCAACAAGUGGACCACCUUCUUAAAAGCAAGGCUCGUGUGCUCCGUCACAGAUGAAGAUGGGCCGGAAACACAUUUUGAUGAAUUAGAGGAUGUGUUUCUGCUAGAAACUGAUAAUCCAAGGACAACACUAGUAUAUGGCAUUUUUACAACAUCAAGCUCAGUUUUUAAAGGAUCAGCAGUGUGUGUUUAUCACUUAUCUGAUAUUCAGACUGUGUUCAAUGGGCCUUUUGCCCAUAAAGAAGGACCCAAUCAUCAGCUGAUUUCCUAUCAAGGUAGAAUACCAUAUCCUCGCCCUGGAACCUGCCCAGGAGGAGCAUUUACACCCAAUAUGAGAACAACCAAGGAAUUCCCAGAUGAUGUUGUCACUUUUAUUCGGAACCAUCCUCUCAUGUACAAUUCCAUCUACCCCAUCCACAGAAGGCCUUUGAUUGUCCGUAUAGGCACUGACUACAAGUACACAAAGAUAGCUGUGGACCGAGUGAAUGCUGCUGAUGGGAGAUAUCAUGUACUGUUUCUUGGGACAGAUCGGGGCACUGUGCAGAAGGUGGUGGUUCUUCCUACAAAUAAUUCUGCCAGUGGUGAGCUCAUUCUGGAGGAACUGGAAGUCUUUAAGAAUCAUGUUCCUAUAACAACAAUGAAAAUCUCAUCCAAAAAGCAACAGUUGUAUGUGAGCUCCAAUGAAGGGCUUUCCCAAGUGUCUCUGCACCGCUGCCACAUCUAUGGCACAGCCUGUGCUGACUGCUGCCUGGCCAGGGACCCUUACUGUGCCUGGGAUGGUCAUUCUUGCUCUAGAUUCUACCCAACUGGGAAACGGAGGAGCCGAAGACAAGAUGUAAGACAUGGAAAUCCACUGACUCAGUGCAGAGGAUUUAACCUGAAAGCGUAUAGAAAUGCAGCUGAAAUUGUUCAGUAUGGAGUAAAAAAUAAUACCACGUUCCUGGAGUGUGCCCCCAAGUCUCCACAGGCAUCUAUCAAGUGGUUGCUACAGAAAGACAAAGACAGGAGGAAAGAGGUUAAGCUGAAUGAGAGAAUCAUAGCCACUUCCCAAGGACUCUUGAUUCGCUCUGUUCAAGAUUCUGACCAAGGCCUGUAUCACUGCAUUGCCACUGAAAACAGCUUCAAACAGACCAUAGCCAAGAUUAACUUCAAAGUUUUAGAUUCAGAAAUGGUGGCCGUUGUGACAGACAAAUGGUCUCCGUGGACCUGGGCCAGCUCUGUGAGGGCUCUGUCCUUCCACCCCAAGGACAUCUUGGGGGCAUUCAGCCACUCAGAAAUGCAGAUGAUCAAUCAGUACUGCAAAGACACUCGACAGCAACAUCACCAGGGAGAAGAACCAAAGAAGAUGAGAGGGGACUACGGCAAGCUGAAGGCUCUCAUCAACAGCCGGAAAAGCAGAAACAGGAGGAACCAAUUGCCAGAGUCAUAAUAGUGUCUUCCAAGGGCCUGUGCCUCCCUAACAAAUGCUCUGUCCUCAGCGAUCAAAUACUGAGCAAAGAAUCUUGUACUUUUCCCAUGCGAAAUAGCUGACAAAAAGGUGAUUACUCACUCCUAAAGUGAGUUUGACAUGAACUGAAGUGAGCAUGCAUUUUUUUGUAUAAUAUUGACUAGCACUAGACAUGUCAUGGUCCUCAUGGUGCAUAUAAAUAUUUAACUUAACCCAGAUUUUAUUUAUAUCUUUAUUCAUCUUUUCUUCAAAAUCAAUGUGGUGGCUACAAAAGUAGAACUGUUACAUCCCUCGAUUGAGCGAGGGCUAUACCCUGUGAUAUUUUUCCCUGCUUUAGGGGUUUAAAUUUCUAAUCAUCAAUGGUUUUUAUAUGUGAAAACAAAUUCAAGUUCAGAACUUUCAUGUAGUAAACAUCAUGUAAAUGCAUGUGAUAGAAUGACCAUCAAAAGAAAUGUAGACUAGAUUAAUGAUAGGGAAGAGGGCAUCUAAGUAGUGUAUAAAAACAUGAAUGAUUCACAAGGAGAAAAUGAUUAGUUAAUAUGCUUCCGUAAAAUAUAGUAUUGCUUUUUUAAAAUUGUAAAAUUUGUCAGUUGCUGAUAUCUUUCAUUGAUCUUUGUUCUCUUAUUUCUGGUAGGUGAAAUGAAUAAUCCAUACCGUAAACAUGUUUGAUGGGAGAUGAAUCAGUAAACAUUUAGGUGUAUAUUGUUAUCUUAUUGUCUUGUAAACAAAAGCACUUUCUUUUUUGGAAGUAAUUUAAGUUAUUGUAGACAAAUAUAAUCUUACACUAUUUAAUUGAGCACUGUUUUGAUUUUAAUUUUCUACUCUGCAUGACAAAUUAAACAAUGUAAGAAGAAAACAUUUCGAAGUAUCAAACUUCUACAUGGGAAGGGUGAAUUCAUCAAAAAGGAAAAAAAAUCAACAUAGAAAAUUAGUUAUCAAGAGGAUUUCCAAACAAACGUGGCUCAUUUUCUACAAUAACCAAGUUCUGUGAUUAACUGCCACUUUUUAAAAACUCAAUUUCACAUGUCAUAUUGAUUUUCGUCCAAAUUUCAAUGUUUUAUAAUUAUUGUGUGUGAUGGAGAUGUUCUCAAUAUAUCAAGCAAGAAAAAUAGUAUAAUUAAACAAAAAAUAGACAUUCUUUAAGAUUCUGACAUUAUAUUACACAUGCUUUA